AGAUAGUCCCCCGGUCCACCGACAAGCACCACUUCUUCGUCUCAAGUAUCUUCCUACGAGCCAUGGCUUCUAUAGAUUUAUCCUCGAACGCGCGCGAGAUCCAGUCGACUUACGAUGCGAUUGUCGCCGGUGAUUCGAGCAUCUCCUGGGCCGUGUACUCCUACGGCGCGGGCCUGAACAACAACACUCUAAAGCUGCAGGCCACCGGAUCCGGUGAUCUAUCUGAACUCCAAGAGGAGCUCUCAGAGGGAAAGAUCCAGUAUGCGUUCGCCCGAGUUCUCGAGCCCAACUCUCAGCUUCCCAAGUUCGUCUUGAUUGGAAUGUGCGGAGAAGGUGUUCCGGAACGUGCCAAGGGUUACUUCAAUGCGCACUUCAACUCCGUCUCUCGUCUAUUCCAUGGAUACCACGUACAAAUCACCGCGCGCUCCAUAGACGACGCUGAUCCGGACGAGAUCUUGAGAAAGGUCACCGACGCCUCGGGAUCAAAGUACUCGGUCGCCGAUCUUGCUUCCAAGUUUGGAAAAGCUCCCCCUGUCCGACCCAAAUACGCCAGCUCGCAUCCCACCUCCGCUGCCGCUGAGGACGACUGGGGCGAUGCGCCUCCUGUUGUCGAAAGCAAAGUUACCAAGGUGCCGUCGGCAUACAAGCCACACAAAGUUGACAUCGACGCUAUCCGCAAGGGCAACAGCUCCGAGAGAGCUUCGGCUGAGCCAGUCAAGAGCUCUUAUCAGCCAAUUGGCAAGGUCGACAUCGCUGCCAUCCGGGCGAGCGCUUCGAAGAAGGAGCUCGAGGCCGAGAAGCCUGAUAUCGUCAAGGGCACCUACCAGCCGAUUGGCAAGGUCGAUAUCGCCGCGAUUCGCGCCCAGGCCAAGCAGAACGAGGAGAGCACUUCUAAGCCUAAGCCCUUCCAAAGAGCUCCCGAACCUGAGAAGGACGAGGAGGAGAAGACCAAGCCUGCCAGUCUGGCUGAGCGCUCCGAGGCAUUCACUGCAUCCGGAAGACUUUCCGAGCUUCCCAAGCCCAAGAUUGAGAAAUCAUCUGUUGCCAGCAGAUUUGGUGGCGCUUCAAAGACAUUCGGAACCGCUCCCGUUCUUCCCAGCAACCAGUUUUCGAAUGCCCCCAAGACUAUCGGUGGCUUGAAGAACUUUGGCGCCGAAGGAGGAAAGACUCCUGCUCAGCUCUGGGCCGAGAGAAAGGCAAAGGAGAAUGGCGGCUCUGCCCCUGCUGCCUCGUCGUCGACUCCCGCUGCGUCGUUUGUCACUGCUUCCGAGAGACCUGAGGAGACCGAGGAGGAGGAGAAGCCGCAUAGAAGCAUCUCGGCUCUACGAGACCGCUUUGCUCGUGCAUCAGUCGAGGAUGAGGAGGAGAAGGAAGAAGAGGAACCUGAACGCCCGAGCUCGCCCAUCCGUCUUGCUCGCCCUGUUGCUUCGGCUACUUCGAUCAUCCGUCCUGCGGGCGGCUUCACUCCCAAGGCGCCCGAGCCCGAGUCUGAGCCCGAGCCCGAGCCGGAGCCGGAGCAGGAAGAGCCUGAGGUCGAGGAGGAGCCUGCUGCUCCGGAGCCCCCUAAGAUCGAUUUCUCUAGCAGACCUUCGCUCCCCCGUAGAGGGCCGACCCCCGAGCCCGAGGAAGAAGAGGUUCCAGAGCCCGAGCCCGAGCCGGUGCAAGAAGAAGAGGAGGAGGAGGAAGACAUGGGAGCCUUUGCAAAGGGUAGAGCCGCUGCUGCUGCCGCUCUGUCAUCGGGUGACAUCAUGGGCGAUCCUGCUCCCGCCAAGGCUCCUGAACCCGAACCGUCUGCGUCGUCGUCGUCCGGAAAGGUCGCUGUCGUGUUGUACGAAUACAUGAAGGAGGAGGACAACGAGAUCAACCUCGUUGAGGGUGAAUUGAUUCACGACAUUGAGGAGGUUGACGAAGGCUGGUGGAGCGGCCGUAACAGCGAGGGCGAGCAGGGUCUUUUCCCUGCCAACUACGUCGAGAUCCAGUCCGACGAUGCCGCGCCCGCUGAGACUGCGACGGAAGAGCCCGCUCCUGCACUGAGUGUUCCGUCGCUAGGCGUCGGUGCUGCGGGUCCUUCGGCAAAGGCGGAGUACGACUACGAGGCUGAGGAAGACAACGAGCUGACGUUCCCUGAGGGAGCUACGAUCUCUGAUAUCCAGUUUCCGGAUGAGGACUGGUGGAGCGGAGUCUACGAGGGCAAGAGAGGUCUUUUCCCUUCGACGUAUGUUAGUCUGGUGUAAGUGGGCGAUUGUCGCGAGAUAAAAUUGAUUUACGUUAGCGAUCUGCGUCGGCUGCUAUAGUUGAUGUAGCGAGAGCACGUUUGAGAUAUCGCAAAAGUUGAGUUGGAGGAGGGAAGGGGGGAAGUGUAGACAAGUGUGCGUGUGUGUGGUUAGUUUUGUUGUAGUAUUUUCGGUCACGAUAUAUCGAGUU
This is a messenger RNA of Myxozyma melibiosi, 2424 nucleotides long. Its product is annotated as actin binding protein. The transcript is spliced from 4 exons. The coding region runs from base 63 to 2234 and encodes 723 amino acids. NCBI's taxonomy places the organism in Eukaryota, Fungi, Ascomycota, Lipomycetes, Lipomycetales, Lipomycetaceae. Gene Ontology annotation, biological process: regulation of actin filament polymerization. Gene Ontology annotation, molecular function: actin filament binding. The record is from RefSeq and is a predicted model, not a curated record. Gene Ontology annotation, cellular component: site of polarized growth; cortical actin cytoskeleton; actin filament.